This is a messenger RNA of Xenia sp. Carnegie-2017, 1703 nucleotides long. RefSeq names its product serine/threonine-protein kinase mos-like. The transcript has a single exon. Lineage: Eukaryota; Metazoa; Cnidaria; Anthozoa; Malacalcyonacea; Xeniidae. Gene Ontology annotation, biological process: protein phosphorylation. The coding region runs from base 174 to 1157 and encodes 327 amino acids. The record is from RefSeq and is a predicted model, not a curated record. Gene Ontology annotation, molecular function: ATP binding; protein kinase activity.
UCGAAGGAAACAGUAGCAGUUCAAUGAAUGAAUGAUCUUUGACGCUGCUGUUGGAUUGACGUAUGCGGGACCUUACAGAGUCAGGAGCGUUGUAACUUCCUACAUCAGCUCGAAGCUGCAAACUACUCACGAAUCGUUUGGAGUUCCUUUCGUAUGAAUGCGAUAAAAACAUCAUGGGGCUACUAGAGAAUUCGCCAAUUCAAAAUCCUCCAACAAGUCCUGCAGAAUUCGAGCGUUCCCCUACCGGAUUGCAAACGAAAGACCUUUCGGGAAAAAACUUCGAGAGCGCUAAACUAAUCAUCGGAAAAGUCCUUGGUUCGGGAGGAUUUGGUUCAGUUUACGAGGUCAUUUAUUCCGGGAGGCGGUACGCUCUCAAACAAUGGCAUAAGUCGAGCAAAAAUAUCCGCGCGUCAAAUGAAAGUUACGAAGCAGAAAUUUCUACCUUGAAUUUCCGCCAUCCUAACAUUGCGCGUGCCUACUGCGCGUUGGAACUCGACGGAUUUCACACUCUGAUUAUGGAAUACGUCGGCCAUAUGAACCUACAGGAACUUAUUAACGCGCAGGAAGAACCUCUGGAAAACUACAGGCAAGUGAAGUUUGCGUUGCAUAUAGCUAGAGGUCUGGCGUUUGCCCAUCGAAAAGGUAUCGCGCAUUUGGAUCUGAAACCCAGCAACGUCCUUAUCUCGGAGCGAGAUAUCUGUAAGAUAGCCGACUUCGGCUGCUGUCAGAGUGUAGGUAGCGUUGAGCGACCUGCAAGUCCAACGAAGUCAAGUUUAACAGGUACUUUUGCCUACCUAGCUCCUGAGCUGCUUAAAGGUGAAUGUCCAACGACGAAAGCAGAUAUUUAUUCACUUGGAAUUUGCUUAUGGCAAAUGCUGACGCGAGAUAGGCCUUAUGCCGGACAAAAUCCGCACGUAGCGAUAUUCGCCGUCGUUGCUUUUGGAGACAGACCUUUAAUACCAGAGGAGAAGAUUUUAGAGUGCAAGGAGCAGUGUUUUGUUGAUCUCAUGAGAAGCUGUUGGCAAGCAGAGCCUUCGUCGAGGCCUUGCGCACGCGGGCUGGUAAAAAUACUUAAAAAAUGGGAAAAACAUUGCGAGCCGGUUGAUGAACUCAACGACUUCUGCAUUCGCUCCACUCUUCAUGCCAAUGAUGUGUGAACUUGAUCUUUAUCCACGUGCUGUUGUCCUGACAACAUUAAGGAGCUUUUGUCUGUAUUGUUUUAGUCGCGCGAAGCAGCUGCUGCAAAAUCGUUUUUUGAUAUUGAUGUUUUUAUCCAUUAAUGAUACCGGGCGUAAUUUUCUUCUCAAAUAAAACCUACCUUCGACAAUCCACUUUUAUAAAUCCUAGGGAGAAAUCUUUAAUGGUUUCGUACAAUUUUAUCUUCGUUAAUGAGUCAUCCACUUUAAACAACGUGCGUAGGCGUAGUUCAUAUUUAUAACGACUUUCAAUGCUUUCAUCUGCUAACGAUUCUAUUUUGAGAACUUUACAAGAACGAGUAGUUAGUGUAUUGGCGCUUCAAAGGAAAAUUUGCACAAAAAAGGGAAAAAUACAUUUUUUACGAUGUAAAUUAUUUGUAAUGUAUACAGUGUGUGAAGUGAUUUGCAAAACAAUUUUAUUCGUGCGAAGUUUCAGUUCGUUAUAUUUAGUCGAGCGGAGUUUUACUUAAUUGGCAACAUGUCUGAAUAAAAUCUUGUCCUCUCAAA